Molecule: messenger RNA, 2064 nt
Organism: Morchella sextelata
Lineage: Eukaryota; Fungi; Ascomycota; Pezizomycetes; Pezizales; Morchellaceae
Exons: 15
Coding region: 1-2064 (687 amino acids)
Molecular function (GO): nucleic acid binding
Source: RefSeq, a predicted model, not a curated record
AUGGCUUCACCUGGGUCUCUCUAUUCUGGAUCUCCGGAAAGCAAAAGUACUCUUGACACUCCCGAAACUGGGCCUUAUGACGGAUACUUCAAUCUUAACACGCCAUCACACCUCCGUCUUUCCCCCGGUGAUGACUUUUAUGCUGAGUGGAAAGCACUCCCUUCACGGCUACUUGAAUCUCCAUCACCUAUCCCACCUAGUAUACAGUUUCACGCACACAAAUCGUCCCAUGGAAAGGCGACUCAACAUAACCUACCUAGAGACUGUACGUUUGAUCUUGUUGCAACUCAAGGAAUACAACAUUGUUCAAACGAGAAUAGUGUCGAAUGCUUCACCGCGGUCACGGAUAAAUCCUCUCCAAACUCUGAAAUAUCCCGCUACUAUCUCGAAAAUACCGACUCAGAGAGUCAAUUACACUCUUCCCAAGUACUAAGCGAUAUGUGCCUCACUUCCAACAAAUACCAAUCAGAUUGGAGUAUGGAUCAAAAUGAGCUAUCAGCUGCGUCCACCCGUCACCUCAAAAUCUGUAAUAUUGCUCCGGCAACCUCCCUCGUCAUUCUUUAUGAAACUUUACAGGAAUUUGGAGAUAUUCAAGAGUUUUACACCCAGAAACUUCAUCCCGACGGAUUUUGUGUGGUUUCCUACUUCGAUAUCCGCGACUCGAUGACUGCUUACCGCAAACUUCAAGCCGAACACCCUCUAUCAAUACAGUUUUGCCCCAGUGGAUAUGUCACUAUGAAGCUUGUAAUUGGCAGUAACCUCUCAGGACGAGGGGUCGACAACCAGUCAGAUAUUAUGUGUAUAGUUACCUCUGGUGGUUGCUCGAGUUAUGUCCGCCGCAUCUUGUACUAUGUUCUAUCCGACUUUGGCUCCAUCUCCAAGUUUACGGCACUUGAAAAUAGUAGUCCCCCGGCGUUCUUGGUCACCUUUUUCGACACGCAUGAUGCAUUUGACAUUAUUGAUACUCUCGACGGGCAAUAUGUCGAGGGUUUCCGACUUAAAUUGAGUUUUUACGACCCCGAUAUUCUCGCCUGGAACCCUGGAUUCAGCGCACUUCGUACUCGAACGGAUGAAAAUGGUCGCGUGCAUAUUGUAUCUUCGCAGGAUACAGAUGUUGGAGUAUAUAGUCCUCAGCCUAGUCACCCGUCUAUUGAUUUCACUUGUCGACGUGACUCUAGCAGUUCUGUCGAUAGCAGGUAUGGUGCGGAUCGAGAAGGCGAGAAAUAUCUCGAAGCGGUAUAUUCUGGUGGUUAUGUCACUCCCAAGAGAUCCGGGCUUAGUCCACUUAAUUUGAAACCAAGUUACAGGCGCACUCCAGAUAACUUCCGGACUGAUAGUGGUCAAUUUCAAGAUUCGUUUUCAUAUCUUCCAUCCAACAAAUCCCAUUUACCAGACAUCAAAAUAAAGGAUCCCACAGUACCAGCUUCUCCUACAUGUCCAUACCCACUCUUCGGCAAUGAAAUGUCACCAAAGUCAAACGAAAGGUUGCAUGGUCAAGUUCAAGUUCCGGGGAAGAAUGUAAUUGAUUUGGAGCGUAUUGCGCGCGGUCUUGAUACCAGAACUACGGUCAUGCUGAGGAACAUCCCAAAUAAAGUUGACCAGCAAACACUGAAAGACUAUGUCGACACGACCAGUAAGGGCCUAUACAAUUUCUUAUAUCUGAGAAUUGAUUUUAGAAACAUCUGCAAUGUCGGCUAUGCCUUUAUCAACUUUAUUGACUCAAUGACUAAGCCACUUGAUAUUAUUGAUUUUGUGAAAGCGAAAUCUGGCACCAGAUGGAAUAAAUUCAACUCGGAGAAGGUUCUUGAUGUUACGUACGCGAAUAUUCAAGGGAUCGAUCAACUUGUUGAAAAGUUCCGUAAUAGUUCAGUUAUGGAUCAAGAUCCUUCGUACAGACCCAAGCUAUUUCACUCUUCGGGCCCGCUCACAGGUACUGAAAAGGAGUUUCCUCCAGCGAACAAUAUUUUGAAAAAAUGCCGUAGCAUCUCGGCAGCUCAGCAGAUUGGUCUUUUUGCACCAAAGAUGUCCACCAAUGGUAAAGGCAUUUGGCGGAAGCGAGACUAG